Messenger RNA from Periophthalmus magnuspinnatus, 748 nucleotides. RefSeq names its product S100 calcium binding protein W (gene s100w). The coding region runs from base 246 to 569 and encodes 107 amino acids. Gene Ontology annotation, molecular function: transition metal ion binding; calcium ion binding. Lineage: Eukaryota; Metazoa; Chordata; Actinopteri; Gobiiformes; Gobiidae. The transcript has 3 exons. The record is from RefSeq and is a predicted model, not a curated record.
UUUUGCUUGACUUUAACACUUGAAGCUGUGAUAAAUAAUUCAUACAAAGCAGUUUACUUUUAAUGAGACCGGAUAACUCUGAGGGCGGAGUUUACCACACAUUUCUCCACCAUGAAUCAGAGCUGGCAUGUGCCUGUUGGGGUCUUUAAGAAGAGACUUUUGCAGCAUUUUUCAGCCACUCCUGGGACAGAACAACUGCAGACUUGUUCUCUGUCAUCGCCGGCUUCUUUUGCACAAGCUCAAGCAUGUCUCGAUUGGAGCAAAUCAUCACGUCUAUGGUGGAUAUCUUCCUGGAGUACGCUGAUGAUGAGGGACGGAAGAAGCAGCUCAACAAAGAUGAACUCAAAGCCGUCCUGGAGAAAGAAAUACAGAGUGAAGAGUUUAAGCAAAAGAUCAGUGCGGAGGCCGUGGAGGAGGCCAUGAAGAUGAUCGACAAGAACCAUGAUGGAGAGAUCAACUUCAGGGAGUUCUGCAGAUGUGUGUGUGAAUUAGCUAAAUGGUAUUUCCAGCAGAAAACAGGCAAAGGAGGGAAGCAAGGCAGAGGGAGAGAAGGGCAUGAAGAAGACUGAUAAGUCACGGUGUGUUUAGUUUGUUCUGUUUUAUGGUGUCGGGUCAUGUUUGUAAAAGUGUGGUUGAAUGAAUUGUGAAUAAAAAUAUAUAGGUACAGCGUGGUCCGACCUGUCAGCACCGAUCUCGUCUGUGUUGGCAGGGUUCAUUCUGUAUAUGUAUUAUGUCAUCAAAUAUUAAA